Messenger RNA from Scleropages formosus (Asian bonytongue), 2544 nucleotides. Its product is annotated as serine/threonine-protein kinase Nek7-like. The coding region runs from base 176 to 1123 and encodes 315 amino acids. Gene Ontology annotation, molecular function: ATP binding; protein serine/threonine kinase activity. The record is from RefSeq and is a predicted model, not a curated record. Gene Ontology annotation, biological process: positive regulation of canonical NF-kappaB signal transduction; peptidyl-serine phosphorylation; regulation of mitotic metaphase/anaphase transition. The transcript has 10 exons. Lineage: Eukaryota; Metazoa; Chordata; Actinopteri; Osteoglossiformes; Osteoglossidae. Gene Ontology annotation, cellular component: cytosol.
GCGAGCGAGCGAGCGAGCCAGCGCGCCAUAGAGCGCACGCGUGCAUGCGCGCGCGCGGACUUCUCGCUCAGCCGCCAGGAGAAGUUGCUCGAGGCGAGUGUCUGUAAAUGAGUGUCCGCGCGCCGCGUGGCCGCCGCAAUCCGCUCCGUUUCGCCCAAAUCAGGCGCAGGCCGGCAUGGAGGACCAGAGGAGCCACCAGAACCAGAACCAGCACAGCCGAGAGACCCAGGAGAAGCGAUACCAGCUGCCUGUGCAGGACUAUCAGGAGCAGAGGAAGCUGCCCGGGUACCCGUACUGCUCCACGCUGGCCAAUUUCCGCAUUGAGAAGAAGAUCGGCCGAGGCCAGUUCAGCGAGGUGUACCGAGCCACCUACCUGCUGGAGGGCAAGCAGGUGGCCCUAAAGAAAGUCCAGAUAUUUGAAAUGAUGGAUGCCAAAGCACGUCAGGACUGCAUCAAGGAGAUUGACCUUCUCAAGCAACUGAACCAUCCCAACGUGAUAAAGUACCUGGAUUCUUUCAUCGAGGAGAAUGAGCUGAACAUCGUGCUGGAGCUGGCAGACGCAGGCGACCUGUCUCAGAUGAUCAAGUACUUUAAGAAGAAGCGACGACUCAUCCCUGAAAGAACAAUAUGGAAAUAUUUUGUUCAGCUCUGCAGCGCCGUGGAGCACAUGCAUUCCCGAAGGGUGAUGCACAGAGACAUCAAGCCCGCCAACGUGUUCAUCACUGCGACCGGGGAGGUAAAGCUUGGUGACCUGGGCCUGGGCCGCUUCUUCAGCUCCAAGACGACGGCAGCACACUCCCUGGUGGGGACGCCGUACUACAUGUCUCCCGAAAGGAUCCACGAAAACGGUUACAACUUCAAGUCAGACAUCUGGUCAUUGGGCUGUUUGCUGUAUGAGAUGGCGGCCCUGCAGAGCCCUUUCUACGGGGACAAGAUGAACCUGCUCUCGCUAUGCCAGAAGAUCGAACAGUGCGACUACCCCCCGCUGCCGGCCGAGCACUACUCCGAGAAGCUGAGGGAGCUGGUGAGCAUGUGCAUCAACCCCGACCCGGCCCAGCGGCCCGACAUCGUCUUCGUGCUCCAGAUCGCCAAGCAGAUGCAGAUGUGGUCGUCGAGCACCUGAGCCCCGGUCCGGCGAACAGCACGGAGACCAUACGCACGGACGCGAGCCGCCUCUCGGCCUGACCUCAGAUCAGUUCGCUUUGUUCUGUUUCUGGGAGAGAUAGAAAGAGAGAGCGAGAGAGACGUGAGAAAGGUGCACGCAGAGAGGCUUCUGAGACGAGCUGAGCUGGCUGCACCACCCGUGCUUUCUCUAUUUCUUUUAUUCAUUUUUGGUAUUAAAAAAAAAACAAUUAUUUCUAAUCAAGAACUAUAUAGUCACGUAAAUAGUGCAGCGGUUCGAGAAAUUCUCGGUAGAAAGUGAUGUGAUUGGAGGGAAGGACAGAAAGGGGCGGAGUCUUGUCCCCUAUUGGCUGAGUUGUUAACGACAUUAACGACGCCCGUCGUAGGCUCUUUAGUCUGUCGCAGGAAAUGUGACCUGUAGUUCAGAGAAAUGUGAACAUCCUGUAGUGAGGACUCUCACUCAUUUUAUUCAUACUAAUUACGUAUUUCAGAUAUUACAUUAUGUAUUAUGUUUUCAUUUUAUUUUUAAUUUUUUUGCUAACGCUUCAGUGUUGCAAUUCUAAGUAUAUCUUUACUGUUUCUGGACAGAAUCUAAAUACUUUUUUGAGAUUUAUUUUUUUGUUUUGUUUUUUUUCCCCCCGAAAUUGUCUGAUAGCUUUAGUUGCCUGGUUUGUUUUUGAUUUGAAGUUUCAUGUGUGAAAACAUUACAAGUAUUUGAUGUUUGAUUUUUUUUUUUUUUUUUUUUUUUUUUUUUUUUUUUUUUUUUUUUUUAGUUUAUGGAAUAUUGAUUUGGUUUCGGAGCAGAGCACGGUGUUGCUGAAGCCCUGUUACAGUUUCUUUUUUUUUGCUGUGAAAUCCAGAGAAGCAAGCCAUGUGCAAGUGUCGUAAUGCAGGUUUCUCCGGGGGGCGCUCUGCACAUACUGGAUCAGACUCUAGUCUGUUGUAGUUCUCUAUCCGUGACUUAAAGUUCACACCAAAUAGUGGAGUGUACGGUAGCUGAGCCCUACCCAUCAUGCCCUGCACCAACGCCACGGCAGCAAGGCCUCCAUCAGCAUGACAUCCGAGGGCCACAUGUGGAACGUAUCUUCGCCCACAGUGCUGUCCAUCCAUCCAUGUGUAGAAGAGCAGGCCCCAGUCGCUUAUCGUGACCAGCCGUAUUAUCGAUCAUCUCCUGCGCCCGCCCUGUGACAUCAUCACGUCCAAAAAAGGUUGCGGACGGCUGUCGCCCAGGGCAACUGCGGCAACUUCUGGCAGCGUAAGGAAGACGGGAGCGCCACCAAUAUCCUCUUUCCUCCACUGUUUCCUCACCCUCAGAAGCCGGACUGUGUAUUUCACAUUAUUUACCUUGUUAACUGAGCUGCCUUUGCAACGCAGACUGCAAUUUUGCUCUGGUGAAAUCAUGUCAAACUGUUCCUUCUCAUA